AUGAACGAUGCGGAUGUGUCAAAGCAGGUUCAGCAGAUGGUCCGGUUUAUCCGGCAAGAGGCAGAAGAGAAAGCCAACGAGAUCUCCAUUUCCGCCGAGGAGGAAUUCAACAUCGAGAGGCUUCAGCUUCUCGAGACUGCCAAGCGUAAGCUCCGUCAAGAUUAUGACCGCAAGCUCAAGCAGGUUGAUAUCCGCAAGCGAAUCGAUUACUCCACGCAGCUGAAUGCCAGUAGGAUUAAGUACCUUCAAGCACAGGACGACGUUAUCACCUCCAUGAAAGACACCGCGGCCAAGGACCUUCUCCGUGUCUCCAACGACAAGAACGCUUACAAGAAGCUUCUCAAGGGUCUCAUCAUUGAGAGUUUGCUGCGGCUGAAAGAGCCAUCGGUGCUGCUGAGAUGCAGAGAGAUGGACAAGAGGGUUGUUGAAUCGAUCAUCGAGGAUGCUAAGAAACAGUACGCGGAGAAAGCCAAAGUCUCAUCUCCUAAGAUCACCAUCGACGACAAAGUCUUCCUCCCUCCACCUCCUAAUCCUAAGCUCCCUGAUUCCCACGAUCCUCACUGCUCGGGAGGGGUGGUGCUGGCCUCUCAAGACGGCAAGAUUGUCUGCGAGAACACGUUAGACGCACGCCUGGACGUGGCCUUCAGACAGAGGCUUCCACAGAUCCGGAAGCGCCUCGUUGGAGCUCCUGAAACCUCUAGAGCGUGA
Molecule: messenger RNA, 708 nt
Organism: Arabis nemorensis
Lineage: Eukaryota; Viridiplantae; Streptophyta; Magnoliopsida; Brassicales; Brassicaceae
Source: the annotation of a GenBank genome assembly